AUGACACAGCAGCAAGAAAAUCCAAUAUAUUGGGAUCAGAGCGCUACUCGCUGGAACCUGACGCUCAUUUUCUCAUUGGUGGUGGCAGUCCUCGGUAUCGUUAUGACACAACCCUUGCUGAUAAUUCUCGGCUUGGGAAUGGCGAUCUACAGCUGGCUCACCACACCUCGGCAGUUCCUCCUCUAUCGCGAUUCCAUGGUGAUUGUCUAUGGAAUGCCGCGGACAAGAGUCAUUUCGUUUGCCGAGAUUUCGCACAUUGAGUUGCUGGCUUUGCCCUUGGGCGAGAGGUUGCGCAUAAGGCUGAUUUCGGGUGGCAGGGUAAUGCUGAUGAUGCGUGACCCGGGAGCCUUUCGCGGGCACCUUGAGGACGCCUUGGCCCGCUACCACGGGGAACAGAGUGGCACCUCUUUCGCAGAAGGCACUGUGCUCGACCGUAGCGAGGAGCCCGAAUACUACGAACAGGUUGAGGCCGAAUCUGUAGCGGUGGUUGAGCCUGAAGAAGUGCUCGAAGUCAGCGAGACCGCAACUGCUGCGGAUACGGCGGGCUCCUAUUCGGAAGCAGAAGAAGAACCCGAUCCUGCGACAGCGGAGACAUACUCCGGAUAUGUGGAGGAAGCCUCCAGCACCUCCGGCAGUUACACAGAAACUGCACAGCCCGAUUUCUCAGGGGAAGGACGCUCUGCUUUCAGUGCAGACACGGAGUUCGACGCGAGCAGCAGCGAAGAGGACGACACACCUGAGCGCCCGCGAAGUCCCUACUAA
Molecule: messenger RNA, 762 nt
Organism: Geodia barretti
Lineage: Eukaryota; Metazoa; Porifera; Demospongiae; Tetractinellida; Geodiidae
Source: the annotation of a GenBank genome assembly